AUGCAAGAAAAUAACGAGGAAAGCGAGGUUUAUUUGAGUGCUGAUGAGGGCAACUUGGGCGCCAUUCCAGCUGGAAUUUCAGUGUCCUACAGGAAGCUUCAGCCUCGUGUUCGGCAGAAUUCCAGUGAGAAAAGAACCCCUAAACCUUCAACAGAAAGUUCUCAAGGCAUUUAUGGAUUCAGGCUUUGUGAUAUGGAACUUAUUGGAAAUGUUUUUUCCAUAUUUGUCAGCUUCCCAGGAUGUAUACAACACAAUGGAAGAAAAUAG
Messenger RNA from Paramuricea clavata, 267 nucleotides. The record is from the annotation of a GenBank genome assembly. NCBI's taxonomy places the organism in Eukaryota, Metazoa, Cnidaria, Anthozoa, Malacalcyonacea, Plexauridae.